Rhinocladiella mackenziei CBS 650.93 is the source of this 3453-nucleotide messenger RNA. RefSeq lists its product as uncharacterized. The transcript has a single exon. NCBI's taxonomy places the organism in Eukaryota, Fungi, Ascomycota, Eurotiomycetes, Chaetothyriales, Herpotrichiellaceae. The coding region runs from base 1 to 3453 and encodes 1150 amino acids. The record is from RefSeq and is a predicted model, not a curated record.
AUGGCUCGAAAUAAAGAAGACAACCCACUCUCCACAACCCAGCGCCAUGGUUCCAUUGCGUCCCUGACCAAAAACCUACCCAGUGAAGAUUUCUUCACCGACAGCAUCCUCGAUGAGUCGCAUAUUCCAUCGCCAAUCUCUCAAAAGACCAGACCGGUGAAGCCACGACGCGCUUUCGGUACCAACAGAGCCCUUCAGGUCACCAAAGACUCCGGAAACAAAUCAAGUGGAUCGUCACUUGCCGAGUACACUGCCGCGCGGUCGAAUAGACACUUGAAACCUUCGUCUCCUCUGACAAGAAAGAAAAGUCCCAGUCCGCUUCGAACCAAUGGUUUGACCACACCACCGCAGUCGAGAAACGGCCCGAAGUUGACGAGCCCCACGUCGGAAUUUUCAAGCCCUCCCGGCGGUUUGACCGAGUCAUAUCAAAGGAUAGCGGAUGAGGAAGAUCUUGCGGCCACAGAAAGAGAAUUUCGUAGUGAUGAGGACGAUAUAGAUGACGAUCCACAAGAUGCGCUGGAGGUUGAUAUUGACGCCAAUCCCCCUGAGAAAGAAGCUGUCAAGGGAUCUCCUCCACAAACACGUACUUCACAAGAGUCGACACCGGUUCAAUUGCCCAUUGAUGCUGAGAAGGAAAAUUUACUUGAUAGCUGCAUCGAGACUGCCUCAGAACCCUCCACUUUGGACUUCAUCCGGAAUGAGAUGACGGAUAGGGUGCUUGCUGCAAAGCUGACGCCUCAUGUGAUCGAUCGCGCAAAGGACCACGCACGCCUGGAGCGAUUACGACAAAGCCGGAUACCGAUCGAUUUCGGGAAUAGUCCCAGGGCCGACAGAGACCGUCCAAGCAAGAAUUACGCACGAAAUGAUAUCGCCAGUGUCUCCAAUCGCGGACCGAUCACAUUCGACAAUGCUUUGGCACUAGGUCCAAACGGCGUACCGAAGGCUUUCUCGGAUACUAGUACCGAAUCGACUCCGCAAAAAAGAGUCAAGGCAUUUUCUCGAGCCACCAGGAAUGGAAUACAUAAGAGUGUACCGGAAGAGGAGGAUGACAGUGACACUCCUCCAGACCUUCAGAAAAGAGAGAGAAUAGUGGCCUUCAGCAAAGCAGAUCGACGAAGGACUCAGCUUACUGAAGCGUUGCAUUCUCAGAUGCCCUCGCAACCACCUAAAUUAAUUGCCUUUUCCCGAGCGAAUGGACGGUCUCGUCCCUAUGGAGCUCUAUACGAAGGAAAUGAGAACCGACAAGAUCAAACUGGCCAUUCAAGCGAAAGUGUUGCCUCGGCAGAAUCUGAGCCGAUAUCCAUGGCGGCUUCGCACCUGGAAGAGAAUCUUCAAGCAGCACGAUCAUUUCUCGCAAAAUGGCGUCAAGAGACGGCAGAGAAACGUGCCGUGAAGAGUCCAAAAGGCGCUGUCAACGAUAGUGCUCAGAUCGAUUGGGCGGCCACGGCCGCGGAUGUCCCACUGCCGUCAGUUGAAGAGAGUUCAACACCUCGGGAUACUCCUCCGCGGGAUGCAUGGCCUUCGUCGAUUCAGAAGCAGAGAUCGAUCGAUCGAAUACGGAAAUGGGAGAAUGAUUUCACAGGUCUUUCAUUUCAGGUCUCAGAAAGCCCCCCGAUACGAAGCCGGCCUAAUCUUAAUGAUACCUUGAGAGAAAGAGAGAUGGAGAAUUUGGCAAAGCAGGCUGUCACCACCAAUCGAUUGGAUGAGAUACGAGAAAAAGAUCCAAAUGUGAUUGUUCGAAAGACUUCUCGAUCAUUUGGUCCCGAAGAUCGCAGACAAACACCACCAGAAGCACACGAAAAUCAAGUGAAAACACAACAAAGUGAGUCACUGGACAGGGGAGAACCGGUUCCCGACGCCGCCGGAGUGGUCUAUACGUCCUCUAGCAACGGCGCCGAAAAGUCGAAGCCUUCUCAGAGACAGAUUUCCGAAUCGCAGAACUCCCUGGAUCAUCUACAAAGGCUUGCCAGAGCAGUCAGCAUAACUCCGCGGGCAAGUACGGUGUCGCAAGGCCUCGUUAGAGAGACCGAAGAGGAUUCAACUAUCGACAACCUUGCCCCCAAUCCAUUUUCAGAGGAUGAUGAUAGAGCGCCGCCUUCGCGUGGACCACAGAUUUCCGCGAGGAAUCAUCAAGUCGUGGAAACCCCCAAAGUGGUGGGUGCGUGGACAGAUACAAUCCUGUCCGAGACAGUGAAGGCGGAAAACAAGCAACAAAGGGUUCCGUCUUAUAUGCAGACUCCUCAGGUUAACGCCGGGGCUUGGAUUGACACUCCAUUUCCCAAUGGGAGUCGCACGUCUGUUCCACUUCCAAUGACCGUUGAAGAAGUCACCGAGGAGCUCACGAAUGGCCAUAUCGAGGAGAACGAUGAAAAUGCGAACCGGGGCCACGCCGACGAAGCGAAUCAGUCUGAGAUCUUUUCACCAGAGCAAACAGAAGCAGAACCCAAACCCGCUGCAGAAAACCCGGUUGUGUUACCACCCAGCGCGCUCACAAAUGUUUUGAACGAAGCCAAGCAAAAACGGCUAGUGUCACGUGAUCUUACCGAUGUUCGAGAUGAUACUUUGAAUUUGGGUGACGGCACAAUUCAAUCAUUUGAGGACCUGCUCAUGGACGCUGCCGAUAUCACUGCGGACUUGACGAGUCUAAUCAAAGCUGGUGCGGAAGACGAAGUCAUGGAACAAAAGAGGCUAGCACGUGAAGGUAAUGAUGGUGACCCCGCAACCGCUGAAGUGGCAUUCAUUGGCCAUCUGACUUCGAGAAUGGAACGUCUGAUGUCAAAUCUUCAUGAAGCAAGGAAAGGAAUUUCAAGGCUGGAACAAAAAGUCUCACAGACUCCACCACCUUCAGAUGAGCAAGCCCAGUUACAAGCACUCAUUGCGUCGCCGGAUCCCGGCCAACCCUGCAUGGUGUGUGGUCGAAGUGAUGAACCUCACCUUCACAAACAUGACAUUGACACCAAUGCCUUCUUCCCGAUGUCAUAUUCCACCUUCACGAUCCCGAUCCCACUCCUCUUCCACCCGCGCCGCCAGGACCGAUACCAACUCUUACCACAUCCGACAUGGCUAGGAUGGUUUACUAUUGCAAUUUGGACAUGGUAUAUUGCCGAAUGCACCAUGUGCGAGAUCUACUCCCGACCCUUGUUCGCGGAGCGAUAUAUGUGGCCAAUCCAACCGGAACCAGAGUUUCCUUUCGUUCUCCCUACAAUGCUAUGGCGGUGGACCCAUUUCGACAUGCUAGCACUGGGUAUCUUGGGUAACUUUUGGAGACUCCUAGUAGCGGUGUACAGGAUUAUUGGAAUGGGUUUGGGUUUGUCAGAUGGAUUCGUCGACGAUAAAGCCGCAGCCACAGGAUUAGCGGAAGCCACGAAAUCCGCACUCAACGCGGCUAAGAGUCUUGUUCCCGGUGGUGGCGAAGGCGCCGAUUGGAGUAUGAUGAAUGACGAGUUUAUAUGA